Messenger RNA from Caenorhabditis briggsae, 207 nucleotides. The coding region runs from base 1 to 207 and encodes 68 amino acids. Lineage: Eukaryota; Metazoa; Nematoda; Chromadorea; Rhabditida; Rhabditidae. The record is from RefSeq and is a predicted model, not a curated record. The transcript is spliced from 2 exons.
AUGGAUGAGAUGCUGGAACGAUCUUCACUUAGGAUGGCCAUGAAACAAGGUCCAAGUGAUCAGAAAAAGUCAUUGAUGGACUUGGAGGGGAUAGUCAAACAUUAUGCUGGAGAAGAGUUCCGACCAAGACAAGAAAUAGGAAUACAAGGAAGGAAGACUGAAGUUCUUCAGACCACAAGCUCCUCAGUUUGGCCUGGGUUUGGAUGA